GGAUGGAGGCGGUCGCGAGCACAGUGUUUGCGUUCGUAUUUCAGUGAGUGUGUAUUGUGUUCAUCAGCAGGACGCCGAUCAUCACACAGAGUGAGUGGAAGUUGACCUUAAGUAUGCCGAGCAACAAACACAGCAACCACAGUGGCAAAAAACGCCACAGGCACAGUGAAGUCAUGUCCAACCCAGCAUUUUCCUAUUAUUCUGGAAAUAAGGUGCUUCACUUCUAUCGCUGGAAUUCACCACCUGGUGUGAUGAAGAUAAUGUGCAUCAUCAUUAUCAUCAUGUGUGUGGCUGUGUUUGCCUGUGUGGCCUCCACACUGGCCUGGGAUUACGAAAUGAGUCUCAUGGGGGGCGGAACUGGUCUCAUGCCAGGCUCAUAUGGCAGUGGAUAUGGAACCGGUUAUGGGGGCACGUAUGGUGGCUCAUAUGGUGGCUCAUAUGGUGGUGGAUAUGGUGGUUCCUAUUCCGGCUAUGGAGGAACAAAAAUGGAUCCCAGAUCUGGCAAAGGCUUUAUCAUUGCCAUUUCUGCAAUUACCUUCAUAGCUGUGCUUAUUAUAUUCAUCAUGGUUGUGUCAAGGCAAGGUACUGCCCGUUCAUCAAAGUUCUACCUGGCAUCAAUCAUUAUCUGCGCCAUCUUGGCAUUCCUGAUGAUUAUUGCCACUAUUGUGUACCUGGUGGCGAUAAAUCCAACAGCACAGUCCACGGGGUCUAUGUACUACAACCAGGUGGUACAGAUGUGUGCCCAGUUCCAGAACCAGGUCCAGCCCCAGGGCCUCUUAUUAAACCAAUACCUUUACCAUUACUGCGUGGUGGAGCCCCAAGAGGCCAUCGCUGUGGUUAUGGGCUUUUUGGUGUUUGUUGCCCUCAUCAUCCUGCUCGUGUUUGCGGUCAAGACUCGCCAACAGAUCAGGCGCUGGGGCCCAGAACGCAUUCUCUGGGAGGAAGUCAAGGUUGUCAAUGUUGGUCACCACAACAGCGUCGGGGAGUGGGUGACCAACGUGUCUGGUGAUCCAGAGGUGUUUGUUAAUGACCAUAACGAUAAAGUUGGGGCCUCUAGAGACUAUUUAGACCAGCUGGACUACAACAAGCCUCUAUACCUACCAGGAGACUCUGACAUCAGCAGCUAUGUGGGAGGCCUGCAGCCCAGGCUGAGGGACUACGACACUGGUGUGGAAUCUGGGGAUGACCUAGAGGAAGAAGAUUUCAGUGUUUUGUUUCCCCCCAUUUUGGAUGAGCAAGAGCGUCUGGCCUACAAACAGGAGUUUGAUAGGGAUCACCAAGAAUACAAGAACCUACAGGCUGAGCUGGACGGCAUAAACCAGGACCUGGCCGACCUGGACCGAGAACUGGACCGACAUUCUGAUGGCAGUCCAGAGUUCAUGGAUGCCUUGAGUGACUAUAACAGGCUGAAGGACUUCAAGAAGUCAUCAGAGUACCAGAUUAAGAAGAAGAGGUGUAAAUAUCUGAGAUCCAAGCUGUCGCACAUCAAGAGAAAGAUCAGUGAAUAUGACCGUCGACCCUGAACCUUCAACCCAAGA
Molecule: messenger RNA, 1538 nt
Organism: Maylandia zebra (zebra mbuna)
Lineage: Eukaryota; Metazoa; Chordata; Actinopteri; Cichliformes; Cichlidae
Source: RefSeq, a predicted model, not a curated record